Messenger RNA from Cyprinodon tularosa, 1385 nucleotides. It is a transcript of the gene fah, whose product is annotated as fumarylacetoacetate hydrolase (fumarylacetoacetase). Gene Ontology annotation, biological process: L-tyrosine catabolic process; L-phenylalanine catabolic process; homogentisate catabolic process. Lineage: Eukaryota; Metazoa; Chordata; Actinopteri; Cyprinodontiformes; Cyprinodontidae. The coding region runs from base 70 to 1326 and encodes 418 amino acids. Gene Ontology annotation, molecular function: fumarylacetoacetase activity. The transcript has 14 exons. The record is from RefSeq and is a predicted model, not a curated record.
GAAGCACUUAGCACCUCCCAGUAUUUCAGUUCAUCUCACAACCAGCGGCUGAUCAGACCCAAGCACAAGAUGUCCUUCAUAAAUGUAGAUGCAGCUUCGGACUUUUCCUACCAGAAUCUCCCAUAUGGGGUGUUUUCCACCUCUGACAAUCCCAAACAUCGCAUCGGUGUUGCCAUUGGAGACCAAAUCCUGGACCUCAGUGUGAUAAAGUCUCUGUUUGUAGGACCUGUAAUGUCUAAACACCAGGAUGUCUUUGAUCAGCCCACACUAAACGCCUUCAUGGCCCUCAGUAAGGAGGCGUGGAGCGAGACCCGCAGGACGCUGAAGAGUCUGCUGUCAGCCACUGAGAGCACCCUGAGAGACGAUGUCAGCCUUCGGAGCAGAGCCUUUGUCCAUCAAAGUGCGGCCACGAUGCACCUUCCUGCAGACAUUGGCGAUUACACGGACUUCUACUCCUCCAGAGAUCACGCCACCAAUGUUGGCAUCAUGUUUCGAGGAAAGGAAAACGCUUUGAUGCCAAACUGGUUGAGGCUUCCAGUGGGAUACCACGGCAGAGCAUCGUCACUGGUUGUUUCUGGAAGCGCAAUUCGCCGGCCGUGUGGCCAGAUGAGGCCUGAUCAAACUAAGCCUCCUGUGUUUGGCCCCUCCAAGCAACUGGACAUUGAGCUUGAGAUGGCUUUCUUUGUUGGAGGAGGCAAUCAGCUCGGGGAGCCCAUUCCAAUCAGCAAGGCCCAUGAACACAUCUUUGGGAUGGUGCUCAUGAAUGACUGGAGUGCUAGAGAUAUCCAGGCUUGGGAGUAUGUUCCUCUUGGACCUUUCUUAGGGAAGAAUUUUGGAACAACCAUCUCACCCUGGGUUGUUCCAAUGGAAGCACUCUUGCCUUUUGCAGAGCCUAAUCCCAUACAGGAUCCUGAACCUCUCCCAUAUCUUCGACAUGAUGAUGCCUACACCUUCAAUAUUAACCUGUUUGUGUCACUAAAGGGCCAGGACAUGUCAGAGGCUGUAAACAUCUGCACCUCAAAUUUUAAAUACAUGUACUGGACAAUGAAGCAGCAGCUCACCCAUCACACAGUUAAUGGCUGCAAUGUCAGACCAGGAGACCUGCUGGCUUCUGGUACCAUCAGCGGACCCAAUCCAAAUAGUUUUGGUUCCAUGCUGGAGCUGUCCUGGAGAGGAUCCAAGACCAUUGAUGUUGGAGAAGGAAAAAACAGAACAUUCUUACAGGAUGGAGAUGAAGUCAUUAUCAAAGGCCACUGCCAAGGAGACGGAUACAGAGUGGGUUUUGGACUCUGCAGAGGAACCAUCCUCCCAGCCCUCAGUCAUUGAAACAUUCUGUUAUAAUUUUCUGGAACAAAUAAAGAAACACGUGACAGAGAGCAGCAGUA